CUCCUGCUCCUCCUGCUCGGCGGCCAUGUUGCUGUAGGCGGGGGCUCCUCCUCCUGCGCCUCUCGCGGAGGCGGAACGGGAGGACCAGGCCGAAGACCAUGAUGUCCGUCCAGGAAGGGGCCCGGGCGGUACUGCUGGGGGCGCUGCCCGGGGCCGGAGAGCGCGCCGUCAAGGCUGUUCCUUUUCCACCAACACAUCGUCUAACAUCAGAAGAAGUGUUUGAUACAGCUGGAAAACCUCGGGUAGAUAUUUUGAAGAACCACCUAAUAAAAGAAGGCCGGGUAGAUGAAGAGAUUGCACUUAAAAUCAUCAAUGAAGGUGCUGCGAUUUUAAGAAGAGAGAAGACUAUGAUAGAAGUUGAAGCUCCUAUUACAGUGUGUGGUGACAUUCAUGGCCAAUUCUUUGACCUAAUGAAGCUAUUUGAAGUGGGAGGAUCACCUGCUAACACAAGAUACCUGUUCCUUGGUGACUAUGUAGACAGAGGAUAUUUUAGCAUAGAGUGUGUACUAUAUUUAUGGGUCCUGAAGAUUUUAUACCCAAGCACAUUGUUUCUUUUGAGAGGCAACCAUGAAUGCAGGCACCUCACAGAAUAUUUUACUUUUAAGCAAGAAUGUAAGAUAAAAUAUUCUGAAAGAGUAUAUGAUGCUUGUAUGGAAGCUUUUGAUUGCCUCCCCCUUGCUGCCCUUCUCAACCAACAGUUUCUUUGUGUCCAUGGUGGACUUUCUCCAGAAAUAAAUACAAUAGAUGACAUUAGGAGGCUAGAUCGAUUCAAAGAACCCCCUGCAUUUGGACCAAUGUGUGACUUACUAUGGUCAGAUCCUUCUGAAGACUUUGGAAAUGAAAAAUCUCAGGAGCAUUUCAGUCAUAAUACUGUCAGAGGAUGUUCCUAUUUUUAUAGCUAUCCUGCAGUUUGUGAAUUUUUGCAGAAUAAUAAUUUGUUGUCUAUUAUCAGAGCUCACGAAGCACAAGAUGCAGGUUAUAGAAUGUACAGAAAAAGUCAAACAACAGGCUUCCCAUCAUUAAUAACAAUUUUUUCCGCACCAAAUUACUUGGAUGUCUACAAUAACAAAGCUGCUGUAUUAAAAUAUGAAAAUAAUGUUAUGAAUAUUCGACAGUUCAACUGUUCACCACAUCCUUACUGGCUGCCAAAUUUUAUGGAUGUCUUCACGUGGUCAUUGCCUUUUGUUGGAGAGAAAGUGACCGAAAUGUUGGUGAACGUACUAAGCAUUUGCUCUGAUGAUGAAUUGAUGACAGAGGGUGAAGAUCAGUUUGACGUAGGUACAGCUGCAGCACGAAAAGAAAUCAUCAGAAACAAAAUCCGUGCAAUUGGCAAGAUGGCAAGAGUCUUCUCUGUUCUCAGGGAGGAGAGUGAAAGUGUGCUGACCCUUAAGGGUUUGACUCCCACGGGAAUGCUACCCAGCGGCGUGUUGGCCGGAGGACGCCAGACCUUGCAAAGUGCCACAGUAGAGGCUGAAAAAGCAAUACGAGGAUUCUCUCCACAACAUAAAAUCUGCAGCUUUGAAGAGGCAAAAGGUUUGGAUAGGAUCAAUGAGAGAAUGCCACCAAGGAAAGAUAUUCAUCUGCAGAGCAGCAUUAAUUCCAUGAAUGCAUCAAAUGCCAAUAGAAACAAUGGGACUGGUAACAACAACAGCCAGUGACCACCUCCUUUGCGUCACUGAAAUUCUGUUUUGCCUGAUAAUUCCUAAAGGGGCGUUUCUUUAUAGGAUAACAGCCAAAACAUCCCAAGGAGAUCUAGCCUUUUUUAUACAAAGCAAGACUAUUACUUGAUCAUACAGAACUUCAGCAAGAACGCUUUGGGGCAAUGAUCACUCUCCAAAAAGUGACGACUUUGAUAUGAACUGCAUGUUGUUAGAGCUGCCCUGCGAAGAGGGAUUUGGACAAAAGCUCGUGCUGUUAUCAUGAUAGACUGAUAUGUUAUUCUUUAAAAUAAUUGCCAAUGCUUUUUAUGUUUACAGGACAGGGUUGUCUUUUCAAAGAAAAGCUAGAUGCGUGGGGGGGGGGGGAGGUUGUUUUGUUUUAAAUCAGAUUUUCAGAUGUGCCCCUAUUUAUUUAACGGUCUUAAGAACUGUCUUGAAAACAUAGUUUUACAAUGUUUUAUAUUGGUCUUAAAACAAGAAUCUGAGACUGCAGACAAAUCAGUGUUUCAGAUAAAGGAAGAAAAAUGCCAAAAAUCUUAGUAACUGUAAAUUGCUGAUAUCAGGUAUACUGUUGCUAAUAGUGUAUAAAUUGUUAACAUUGUUUUUAAUUAAAAUUUAAUCACAAAUUUCUAUAUAGAGAUGUUUAUUACUUGAAACUAACUUUUGGAAAUAUUUUCAUUUAGAAACCUUUUGCCCAGCUUUUGAAGACUUUCCCCACACUUGAAUCUUAAAAUAUGUGUAACUAUAAAACAUAGAUAAUUUAAAGUCUGAACUUUGAACUAGAUGAACUUUGUACAUUACAUGUAAAGUAAAUUUGAUUCAUAUCAUUUCUGUAAAGCUUGGCUUUGUAUUUUGUGUGUGCACGUUUUCAUUUUGAAAAUAUUUAAUAUAUAUACUUAUGUAGAGGGGAAAAGAAUAUUUUGGGUUUUGCAGAUGUUAUGAGUAUUUUACUUCAUUCAAGUUGCUUAAAUGAUUAAUAAUAAGGGGCUGAGUGACUGCAGAUGUGCAGUUGUACUUCUGUAAAAGUAUUAUUUUGGCCAUGCAAUGCACAAGUAUUCUGUUGAACAUUAAGUUGAUAGUGGAAAAAGAAGAGCAAGAUGCAUGUUCUGUUUUUGAUAGUUCCUGAACUGUUUGGUUAAAGUAAAAUAAAAAACCAAGUGCUCCUUUAACAAAGGAUGAAGUGUAGUUACGUGCCACUUUACUUUCGUUCUCUUGAUAUUUUGCUACAUACAUUUUGAAUUGAAUAUGCCAGUGGAUUUCAUCUCCCAUUUUUUUGCCUCAAAAUACAGUCAGUACAUGACCUUGGUGUGAGUUAGCAAUUUGUGCAUGUUGGAAACCAUUCACAUAUUUUAUAAAAAAAAAAUAAUUGCACAAUAAAUUUUGUGUUUGGGCCAUGA
Messenger RNA from Anolis carolinensis (green anole), 3055 nucleotides. It is a transcript of the gene ppp3cb, whose product is annotated as protein phosphatase 3 catalytic subunit beta. Gene Ontology annotation, biological process: calcineurin-mediated signaling. Gene Ontology annotation, molecular function: calmodulin binding; calmodulin-dependent protein phosphatase activity. The transcript is spliced from 14 exons. The record is from RefSeq and is a predicted model, not a curated record. The coding region runs from base 99 to 1658 and encodes 519 amino acids. NCBI's taxonomy places the organism in Eukaryota, Metazoa, Chordata, Lepidosauria, Squamata, Anolidae. Gene Ontology annotation, cellular component: cytoplasm; calcineurin complex.